Messenger RNA from Cyprinodon variegatus (sheepshead minnow), 1170 nucleotides. It is a transcript of the gene hoxc10a, whose product is annotated as homeobox C10. Gene Ontology annotation, cellular component: nucleus. The record is from RefSeq and is a predicted model, not a curated record. The transcript is spliced from 2 exons. Lineage: Eukaryota; Metazoa; Chordata; Actinopteri; Cyprinodontiformes; Cyprinodontidae. Gene Ontology annotation, biological process: regulation of transcription by RNA polymerase II. Gene Ontology annotation, molecular function: DNA-binding transcription factor activity, RNA polymerase II-specific; RNA polymerase II cis-regulatory region sequence-specific DNA binding.
AUGUCUCCGAGCAUCCAUAAUUGUGUUACAGAUAUUUUUUUGCACCCCCCUCCAAAAGAUGUCAGCAUCCUACUGUCCUUGUUCUCUUGCUGGAACCCCGCAGAUUAGAACGGCGGGAAACACCAAGUGAUCACCCUUCCAGAGUUGUUACAUGCAAAUAUGACACUUCCGAAUAACAUAUCGCCCGGUAACUUCCUGAUGGAUUCUUUAAUGGGAGGAUCAUCUUCCUACAGGGCUGAGGGAUAUUCCAGCAACCCAGGAAUGUACAUCCACUCAGCUGCAGAGUACGGAUACUCGGUGAUGAGGAAUAUUGGGAAGGUUGGAUCAUCUCCACACUCCAAAAGAGACGAGGUUCCUGCAGGCGGCGUCCCGCUCGGCGGCUUCCAGGAUGCGCCCUACCUGUCAGCGCAGCUGGCCACAUGGACCUCAGGCUCCAAAAGCAGCAGAGACGAUCAACCUGUUGCCCACCAGUGUUUACAACCCUGCUCGUUCCCAGCGGGCAGCGUCAAAGAGGAGGCGUUUUGUUGCCUCUAUCAAGAUGACAGCAAUAAGGGGAAGCACACAACAGAGUCGGCCACAUACAUCCGGCUUGGAGACAAUAGCUGCCGUCGCCCUGAGCAGACUGCAGCCUUGUCCAGCGGCUGCUAUUUCCAGGUGUAUGGCGGGGAGAGGCCGCAGCGGGACGAGCAGCAGCUGCAGCAACUGCCCCCCGGCUUGACGCUGACCCACUUGGCGUCAUCUGUUGAAAAAGCAGCAGAAUCGACUGUGAGCUGCAGCAAAACUGCACAGGAGACACCCAAAGAGGCUCCUAAAACAGAUGAGGGUGAGAGCAGGAAGGAAGACAAGGCCAAGAUUGACAGCUGCUCAGAUAACUCAGACGGGGAAUUUAAAGAUGAUUUAUCAGCGGAAAAGACAACGGGAAGCUGGUUAAAAGCCAAAAGUGGAAGGAAGAAGAGGUGUCCCUACACAAAGCACCAGACACUGGAGCUGGAAAAGGAGUUCUUGUUCAACAUGUAUCUGUCUCGGGAGCGCCGCCUGGAGAUCAGCCGCAGUAUCAACCUGACCGACAGACAGGUCAAGAUCUGGUUCCAAAACAGACGUAUGAAGCUCAAGAAGCUAAACAGGGAGAGCCGAGAAAGGGAGCAGAGUGCAGUUUAUAACUACUCCUGA